Messenger RNA from Lathyrus sativus (Indian pea), 1419 nucleotides. The record is from the annotation of a GenBank genome assembly. Lineage: Eukaryota; Viridiplantae; Streptophyta; Magnoliopsida; Fabales; Fabaceae.
AUGUCGUCGUCAGAAGUUAAACUCUCGCCGGCGAUAAAGCUCUCUUCCUCUCAGAAAUCUUCGAGAGACAAAGCAAUCCGCAUUCUCUUAAAAUCAUGGCGUUCCCGCCACCUUCUCCCUCAAAACGUCGCCAAAAAACUAUGGAAAGGUAUCUUCUACUGCGUUUAUUACUCCGACAAAUCUCUCGUUCAAGCCGACCUCAUCGAUCGCAUCGCUUCAUAUCUCUCAACAUUCCGUCAUCCUUCUCGCUCUCUUCAGUAUUUCUCCACAUUCUUCCUCACCAUGCGUCAUGAAUGGUCCGGUAUCAAUUCCGUUAGGUUAGACAAAUUCUAUCUCCUUAUUCGUAGGUUUAUAUCGAACGCUUUCUCUUUACUUGAUAAGAAUUCGUGGAAUUUGGAAUUGGUUAAUCUUGUUAUGAAUUGUUUGGAUAAGUCCACUUUUUCUGCCAAAGAUAAGUUUGUUAAGGGAAAGGGAAAACGUGUUAAUUAUUAUGUUGCUUCUGUUUUUCUUCAAGAGCUUAUGCCUUUUCUUCCAGUUAAGUUGAGUGUUUUACAAGUGCUUUUUAGACCGUUUUUCUCUGCUGUGGUUAAAUUGCGUGAUAAGGUUUUGUUAGGGAAGAUUAAGAGUUGGUUUUUUGAUGUGUUGUUGAUGAAUGGGAGAAUUUUGUUGGAGGUUAAGAAAAGUGGUUGUGGUGAUGCUCAUGUUGUGAAUUUGGGAACAAUAGCUUUGGUUAUGGGUUUUUCUUCCAAGUUAUUUGAGUUGGCUUCUGAUCCGGGUUGUGUUCAGAGCAAUAGACAGGUUUUGUUUGAAUUGCACAAUGAGUUCUUGAAGUUGGAGAAGGAUGUUUUUGAUUCUGGGUUCGAGUUUUCCAUUCCUGACUCUGUUGAUCGGGUAGUGCUGGAUUCUGUUGACAAAGUGAAAAAGCCGAAAAAGAAGAAGAGGAAGAUUAAGAAGAGUGAUGCAGAAGCAUGUUUGGAUGAUGGUGUUGCUACUGGAGUUGUAUCUAAGAAGAGAAAGAGAACAACGAACUCUAAAGGAGAGACCUCUCAGGGGGUUGUAUGCAAGAAGAGAAAGAGAACAGAGAACUCUAAAGGAGAGACAUCUCAGGAUUUUGAUUUGAACACUGCAGAUGUGGAAGAUGUCUCUGCAUUAGCAAAGAGCAGGGAGAAGAGUUCCAAGAACGUAAAAUUUUCCAUGGAAAGUAACUUGGUCUGGAAGCAACACACUCCUUUACCUCCUCAGAGCUUGAGAAUUCCCCCCUCUGCUACACCCAGAGGAAGUGCACUGAAAAAGGGUUUACCCCCGGGCCCCAUCAGGGAAAUGCCUCUCCCGACCAAAAAGGUAAAACAGAAGAAGUCCAAGAAGACCAGAAAACUAUUGAAGGAAAUAGUGGAUUUCGCUAAAGCUUUUAUGAGAUGA